GGUAGCAAGUGCGCGCGUCUUGCGCGUGUUCUUGUUGUUGCUCCUCACCCCCACUUCUUGUCCCCAAUUAACAAUCAAAGACUUGGGCGCCGUGCAGUCCCGGUUUUAUUUGUUCUUUUUUUAAAGGCUUGUUUACUAAAACAAGUGAAACAGUUUAGACGAUGCACGUUGUCCGACUAGACAAACACUUGGACACGAAGUUACACUGAAGGACACCUCUCAAAUGGAACCGGACGGCGCAACGUUCCAGCCCUGGAGGGACUACUUGGGCUUGUCGGAUGCAGUUCGAAAGAUCGUGAGUCGGAACCCGUCAACUCCGGCUCCUUUAGAGCAGACGAUUCCUUCACAACUGGGCUCUUUCGUUGCGUCUUUUGCUCGGCUGCACGUCAACGCUCUGCCGGAAAAAAGCGAGCGUCAGACGAACUGUGUAGCAGAUGAUCCGACCCAAUGCACAAAACAGUUCCUCCGUCAUGCACUAGGUGGCGAUCUGCUGGAUGCUCCCGCAGAAAGAGGGCUGAAAAGCCGGAAGAAGCAUCUGAAGACGCCCGAGAGCAUGAUGUGCAGUUUCUGCAAACGUAACGGGGAGUGCGAGUUGGUCUACAAGUCUCAUUGGCUGAAGGACCUCUCGGGAGAUGUUGUGUGUCCGUACCUGCGGCAGUACGUGUGCCCUCUGUGCGGCGCUACAGGACCGAAAGCCCACACUAAGCGCUUCUGUCCGAAGGUGGACAAGGCGUACUGCUCCGUUUACACCAAGACCAGACGCUGAACUUGUGGUCUCCUUGCUUGGUUUUCCAUGCAUGCUGUGUGCAUUUUCUUUGUGAUGGGGUUCAAGCUUUAGUUGGUUUGUGCGUGUAUUUUGCUGUGUAAUAUUAUUAUUAUUAUUCCAACCAAGCCAAUGUGAUGGACUAGCAGGUCAAUAAGCCACCGCCUCGUGCAAUCAUCUAGAAUGGAUCAUUCAUUUGAUAUCAUUUGUGGUGUCCUUUCACUAUCGUGCAUGUCUUAAAAACAACCAGUUGGAAGUUUUCUAGCGUGUGUGCUGUGUGGAUAUAAUUGUUAUAAAUAUUUAUGCUGUACAUAUGUUUGUGUGUGUCGGUCCUAAAUGUACAAACAAAUACAUAGCGAAGCAUAAAAUACAACUAAUGGGAACAAUACAAAU
Molecule: messenger RNA, 1156 nt
Organism: Doryrhamphus excisus (bluestripe pipefish)
Lineage: Eukaryota; Metazoa; Chordata; Actinopteri; Syngnathiformes; Syngnathidae
Gene: nanos3
Product: nanos homolog 3
Molecular function (GO): RNA binding; zinc ion binding
Source: RefSeq, a predicted model, not a curated record